Quercus robur (English oak) is the source of this 2721-nucleotide messenger RNA. RefSeq lists its product as uncharacterized. The coding region runs from base 1 to 2721 and encodes 906 amino acids. The record is from RefSeq and is a predicted model, not a curated record. The transcript is spliced from 5 exons. Lineage: Eukaryota; Viridiplantae; Streptophyta; Magnoliopsida; Fagales; Fagaceae.
AUGAGCAGCAUGAAACGCAACGCAACCCCAUCUCCCUCUCAACCUCCACCGUCCGAUGUUGAUGAUCAAUCACCCAACAUCACCGAAGAAGUUGAUCACGCCAUGAACGAAUUCUACAAUGGGAACCCCACCGAAGCCUUGAGUCUUGUCAAGGACAUCCUAUCUCGCCACCCAAACUCUGCGCUUGCUCAUAACACACUCAGCUACCUUCUCGACAAAAGCCUCAACUCUACUGCCACUCCCGACCACAAAAAGCUCAAAAUUGCCAAGAGUUCCGUCAACUCUUCCAAGCGAGCAGUCGAGUUAUGCCCCAUCUCUCUCUCCUUCUGGUACUCAUACGUCAUUGCACUCGUCAAAUUAGCCUACAACGACGCCAAUGCUGGCUUCGAAGCUGUGAUCCAAGCGUGUGAUACCAGUUUAUCCAUCGAAAACCCCACUGUUCACGGGGAGGACGAAAUUGAUUUAAUCAGAAAGAACCUCAGACUCUUCAAAUUGAGAAGCGUGUAUCUCAUAGACACUAAAUAUUUGGGAAGCAUAACGAAUGAGAUUCAAGAACUACAAGACAGAAAGGAAGAGAUCGAACUGAGAGCUGUUUCGGCGAGGAAGAACUUCAAAACGCAAGAAUUGGCCUCGUCAGAUAACAAAAGAAAGCUCAAGAACGUAAAGAAAGUUGCGGCUGAUGUUGACACGGUGGUGGCGACACGAGUCAAGGACUAUUGGAACCACGGGAUGAGUAUGGAGCAAAAGAAGGAUUUGUUGAGGAUUCGAAUCGAAGACCUUAAACUGCAUUUUGCUAAGAAUAACUCACCGGCGGCAAUGGCAGUGUUGAUGCAGGCAGUGGAGUAUGUGAAGGUGGUGAAGAAUUGGAAGUUUUGGAAGUGUUGUUGUUGCAAUGAGAGGUCUUUUGACGUCGAAUUGAAUAGGGAGCAUAUCAAGAGUGUGCAUUUAGGGACUUUCUCCGAUGAAUCACAAUCAUUCAUGCCGGAAAUUGAAUUUGAUUCAGUCCAUGACACCGUUGAAUCAAGAAAGUGGGGACCUGUGGACGUGAUCGCCGCUAAGAAAAUGAUGGAAGAUUUGUCAAGAAACAGGCGUGGAGAUGAAGGCCUAAAUGAGUCUACAGUUUUCAUGAACCAGAAAGAAUGGCCUUAUUGCAAAGAUAGCAGGCGUGACAAGGUCAUUAAUGAAAUUCGAGCAAGGUUACGCCUGUUCUUGAGGGUUAGAUUUUUUGUUUCAAGUCAUCUUUUAGUGUUCAUGGACUUGAUAAUGGAAAUGCUUAAGAAGCGAAUCCCGGAAAAGCUGCUUAAGGAACAUUGGAUGAACCGCACUCUGCUCUCAGCAUGCUUUCUUGACAUCUCAGAGCUUAAUCGUGUGUUCAAGUUCUUGGAUGAUCUCGCUCAUAUUUGUGGGUUAUACGGGCUCUGCUCGAGUCUUGCAAAGGAUAAGAUUAGAGGUGAGUCUUGUGUUGCUUGUCAUGAGAAGAUUGUAUUCAAUGAGGACUUCUCUUGUGUAGUUUUUGACAAGAGAAUGUUGCAUGGAGAGCUUCUUGUGCCGAAUGAUGGAGCCGCUGUUACUUCUAGUGCUAAUGCUGAAAUCGUAUUAAAUGAUGAUGAGUGUAAAGAUGCUAUUGUGGAUUGGUUAUUGAAGGGAAGUACUAAUAUUAAUAUUGGGGAGCAAUUGAAGCAGUGGGCAAAUUUGAGAGAAACAAGUAGAAGUCAAGGGAAAGAUUUUUUCAAGAUCUAUGAGGCUGAAUUUCACCGGAUGCAGAACAUUCUUGAGAAAAAAAUACUGUAUUUGAGAUACAUUAAGGUAUUUCAGAAUUUGGAUAGUAUAUGCGUUGAAGAAGAUAAAAGAAGGGAAGAGUUUAGGCACAAACCAUUGAGUUGCGAGUCUCUCUUGUCAGAACGGGAGAGGCAGACUAAGAACACAAACGAUGAGAAUUUUGAGUCGGAUAUCAUAUGGUAUAUUUUGGAAGAAAAUCACGAGGACAAUGAAAUAAAAUUAGAGAUCAAGAAGCAUAUUAGUGAGAUAAAUGAAAAGCUUUACAAAUUUGAUGGUAUAAUCAGGACAACUACUAUUGCUAUGCAGCAGACGGGAAAGAAAAUUGAAGCGGUAACUGCUUAUGACUACCGAUCAAUUAUGGUGCCCCUGCUGAAGUCAUUCAUUCUGGAACGCCUGGAUGAACUGGCUAAAAAAGAUGCGGAAGAGAAGUCUAAGGCUGCAGCAAAAGCAUUGUUAUCAGAACCUGAUCUUGAUGACAAGAAGAUCACCACUGACAAAGGAUGUGGUGAUGCAAGACAAGGGAAGGGAAAAUCAAAGGAAAAAAUGAAGAAAAAGAAUAAAAGAAAGCCAAAGGAAUUACAGGCAACUGGAGGUAGCAAAGAGCAUCAGGAAAAUGUGGAGCAAAUAUCCUUUCCUGCUGAGCAUGGCGGAGAUAACCCUCCUAAUCCAGAGAUUUUUGGUCCUGUAAUCAUUGAUGAACUGGGGCAAGACAAACCGAAACUUAUGCCUGAGGAGGAGAAAGAGCAAAGAAUGCUUGAAGAGCAUUUGGAGGACCAGAGGCACGUUGAGAAUGAGGCCAAACAAAAGCGCCUUGCGGAGCUAAAUAAAGCUGGAAGCAGUGCAGGAAAUAUGGAAAAAAAGUGCCUUAGGCGCAUUAACUUUGAUGACUUUAACUGGAAGUAUUUUUAUCAAGCUCAGGGUGUCAAAUUGGAUGAGAAAUGA